AUGAGCUUGACUUCGCGCGUGUUUGGCCUGUUUUCCACGACAGAGACAACCGUUCUGGACUCUCCUCCGACCGCGUCGUAUUCGAACACCACCAGCACCGGCGACCAUGUCUUCCAUGCGACGGGCCCGAUAAGGGCAGGCUCCAGCCAUGUACAAACUACACCACUCGAGGACGAGGAAGAGCCUCGUCCGCCAUAUCUCCAUGCCAUGCUUGCCGGAGGUACCGGUGGUACAUGCGGUGAUAUGCUCAUGCAUUCACUCGAUACGGUGAAGACGAGGCAGCAAGGCGACCCCCAUUUCCCUCCUAAAUAUGCCUCGAUGACCUCUUCGUAUGCGACGAUCUAUCGACAGGAAGGUAUACUACGAGGCCUGUAUGGUGGAGCUGUUCCGGCAUUUUUCGGCUCUUUUCCCGGCACUCUGAUCUUCUUUGGUGUGUAUGAGUUUACCAAGCGACGGAUGAUCGACGCUGGCAUCAAUGCCAAUGUGGCAUACCUGUCUGGAGGUUUCUUUGCGGACUUGGCCGCUUCUAUUGUGUAUGUCCCUUCGGAGGUCUUGAAAACGCGACUGCAACUCCAGGGACGCUAUAACAACCCCCAUUUCAAUUCGGGAUAUAACUACCGCUCUACUCGCGAUGCUCUCCGCACGAUCGUCCGCCAGGAAGGAUUCUCCGCGCUCUUCCAUGGAUACAGGGCUACCAUCUACCGUGAUCUGCCGUUUUCCGCCCUGCAAUUCGCAUUCUACGAACAGGAACAGCGUGUGGCGAAGGAAUGGGUGGGAUCCCGAGACAUUGGACUUGGACUAGAGAUCCUGACUGCGGCAACCGCCGGUGGAAUGGCGGGUGUGAUAACGUGCCCCAUGGAUGUGGUGAAGACCCGCAUCCAGACCCAGCAGAACCCCGAUAUCCAGAGCCCUGCGUCUUCAUCAAAACCUGCUGCGGAACAUGCGUCGAUCAAAGAGAACCCCCGACAGCAUACAUCAUCUCAGACUCCGUCGAGUCUGCGGACGCACUCACGGCCGAUCUCCACGGGGGGUGCGUCGACGUCAGUGGCCCCGCCAGGAGCGCCUCGCCUGGAUACCUCUUCUUUCUUGACGGGUCUCAAGAUGAUCUACCAGAGGGAGGGGCUUGGCGGCUGGUUCCGCGGCGUCGGACCUCGUGGAGUGUGGACUAGCAUCCAGAGUGGAACGAUGCUGGUCAUGUACCAAUACUUGUUGAAACAGUUGGAGUCCUACGACAUACUGGGGGAGAUGAAUCCUCUUUGA
This is a messenger RNA of Aspergillus bombycis, 1260 nucleotides long. RefSeq names its product putative mitochondrial carrier protein. Gene Ontology annotation, molecular function: magnesium ion transmembrane transporter activity. The transcript is spliced from 3 exons. NCBI's taxonomy places the organism in Eukaryota, Fungi, Ascomycota, Eurotiomycetes, Eurotiales, Aspergillaceae. The record is from RefSeq and is a predicted model, not a curated record. Bases 1 to 1260 code for a protein of 419 amino acids. Gene Ontology annotation, biological process: magnesium ion export from mitochondrion.